Acanthisitta chloris (rifleman) is the source of this 783-nucleotide messenger RNA. RefSeq names its product peptidylprolyl isomerase (cyclophilin)-like 3 (gene PPIL3). Gene Ontology annotation, cellular component: catalytic step 2 spliceosome. The transcript is spliced from 6 exons. NCBI's taxonomy places the organism in Eukaryota, Metazoa, Chordata, Aves, Passeriformes, Acanthisittidae. Gene Ontology annotation, biological process: protein folding; protein peptidyl-prolyl isomerization. Gene Ontology annotation, molecular function: peptidyl-prolyl cis-trans isomerase activity. The coding region runs from base 47 to 532 and encodes 161 amino acids. The record is from RefSeq and is a predicted model, not a curated record.
GGCAAUUGCUGUAUAGAAAGCUGCCUCAGCUUUUUGAUAAGCAGACAUGGCUGUCACGCUGCAUACUGAUGUGGGAGAUAUUAAAAUUGAACUAUUCUGUGAGCGUACUCCAAAGACUUGUGAAAAUUUCCUGGCUCUUUGUGCUAGUAACUACUACAAUGGAUGCAUAUUUCACCGAAAUAUAAAGGGCUUCAUGGUUCAGACAGGGGAUCCAUUAGGCACUGGGAAAGGAGGGAACAGCAUCUGGGGCAAGAAGUUUGAAGAUGAAUUCAGUGAAUACCUAAAGCACAGUGUCCGUGGAGUAGUUUCAAUGGCAAACAGUGGUCCCAAUACCAAUGGGUCGCAGUUCUUCAUCACUUAUGGCAAACAACCACACCUGGACAUGAAGUACACUGUGUUUGGGAAAGUUAUUGAUGGCUUGGAGACCCUGGAUGAGCUGGAGAAGCUGCCAGUGAAUGAGAAAACCUACCGACCUCUUAAUGAUGUUCGCAUUAAAGAUAUUACAAUUCAUGCCAACCCUUUUGCUCUGUAGCCACAGAGUGCCUCAGUGGGUUCUGUAGAGGCUGGUGAGGUGAACUCCCAGAUUAUGGGAUUUAAAGAGCCAUGAAAAAGGGUUAGCUGAGGUGGAUCUUACCUUUGCUCACUGAAUGCAGAAUUUUCAGGAGCUGUGAUGUCGUCUGGAAGUUGCCACAGAGAAGUGUUGUGCUGCAGAAACCAGGUUUUCCAGAGUAUCUUCCAGGAGUUUAGCUUUUAAACAUUGCUUUUUGUACUUGUAAAAUAAAA